Messenger RNA from Mesorhabditis belari, 252 nucleotides. NCBI's taxonomy places the organism in Eukaryota, Metazoa, Nematoda, Chromadorea, Rhabditida, Rhabditidae. The record is from the annotation of a GenBank genome assembly.
AUGACUUGGAAUCAUUGGGGUCACUUCAAUUCAUCCAUCUGGAACACAAAGAACCAUACACGCUUCUUCAAUAUUUGCCAUUGGACGAGGAUAAUCAUGUGGCUGCACCCGUAUAAUGUGAUCAUCAAUAUGUGUGAAAUUUUCUCUUCUUCUGCUAUCAGUGUCAGUGCAGAACACGUGUUUUCCUUUGCCAGGAUACAUUUAAAUAAUCCAAAGAGACAACGCAUGAAAAAUUCAACGGCUAUUCAACUC